Brienomyrus brachyistius is the source of this 2105-nucleotide messenger RNA. RefSeq names its product regulator of chromosome condensation 2 (gene rcc2). Bases 364 to 1851 code for a protein of 495 amino acids. NCBI's taxonomy places the organism in Eukaryota, Metazoa, Chordata, Actinopteri, Osteoglossiformes, Mormyridae. The transcript is spliced from 13 exons. The record is from RefSeq and is a predicted model, not a curated record.
CCGGGGGAGCUGGCUGGGGCUUUAUGCGCGUGCCGGGUACUUCCCGGUGCCUACAGCCGACUGUAAUUUAAUGAAUGUACGGCUGCGCUCACGUGGUUUGACCGGAGCGAGACUGCAGAUUCUUUUGUUCAAAAUCAAUCAAAAAAAAACGAGGAAGACGGACAGAUAGGAGGGAAAAAGAGCAUCGAAACCAGGAAAUCCCUGCGUCGGGGAGCCUUCUCAGACAGCUGGAACAAAGAUCGGCGGCGCCGUAAAGUUUUUUUUCCUUUCUUUUGAUUUUUUUCCCCUUUCUUCAACUUUCGAUAGCUAGCUAGAGAGGAAAAGGAAAACUUUUCAAUAUUUAUUUGUUUCACCCGAGCAAGAAUGCCACGUAAGAAGGUGACUGAUGUGUCAGGGAACGGUGGAGUGAAGAGGAAGAGAGGAGGCGGAAGGAAGAAAGACAAGGACUUCAGCAGCGACGACGAGUUCUAUGACUUUGAGCAGGAGAACACAAAGAAGGCAGGGAAACCUGCCCCCAAGUGCGGACUGCAGCCCGUCACCGUGGCUGACGACGUCAAAGAGAAGAUCAAACUGGAAGGGUCCAAGGUUGAAGGUCAGCUACUGGUUUUUGGAGCAACCAAUUGGGACUUGAUUGGACGUAAAGAAGUACCAAAGCAGCAAGUGGCGUACCGGAACCUGGGACAGAACCUGUGGGGGCCACACCGCUAUGGCUGUCUGAGCAGUGUGCAAGUGAGCUUCGUAGUGUCCGGGCCCUGCGCUGCCCACAGCCUGCUCAUCACCACCGAGGGAAAGCUCUGGAGCUGGGGUCGCAAUGAGAAAGGGCAGCUGGGCCAUGGAGACACCAAGCGCAUAGAAGCUCCCAAGCUGGUGGAGGCCCUGGGUGAGGAGGUGAUUGUGGCAGCAGCUUGUGGGCGUAACCAUACCUUGGCACUGACAGAGAAUGGUGCCGUCUACUCAUUUGGAGAGAAUAAGUUGGGCCAACUGGGUCAUGGCAACCAGACUGAUGCUGUUCCUACCCCUGCCACAAUCCAGUACAACGGGCAGCCGUUGGUGAAGGUGGCGUGUGGUGCCGAGUUCAGCAUGGUCGUUGACUGCAAGGGCAACCUGUAUUCCUUUGGCUGUCCAGAGUAUGGCCAGCUUGGACACAACUCGGAUGGGAAGUUCAUUGCCCGAGCUCAGCGCAUCGAAUUUGACUGCGAGCUGAUCCCACGUCGUGUGGCCAUCUUCAUUGAGAAGACGAAGGACGGGCAGGUCAUGCCAGUGCCAAAUGUAGUGGUGAGGGAUGUUGCCUGUGGCUGCAACCACACGCUGGUGCUGGACUCCCAGAAGCGGGUCUUCUCCUGGGGCUUCGGUGGGUAUGGCCGCUUGGGCCACACAGAGCAGAAGGAUGAAAUGGUGCCCCGCUUGGUCAAGCUUUUUGACUUUCCGGGUCGCGGGGCGUCCCAGAUCUACUGUGGCUACCAGUGCUCGUUCGCCGUCAGCGAGAUGGGUGGCCUGUUUUUCUGGGGAGUGACUAAUACCUCACGGGAGUCCACCAUGUACCCCAAGGCGGUUCAGGACCUCUGCGGCUGGAAGAUCCGGAGCCUGGCCUGCGGGAAAAGCAGUAUUAUCAUUGCUGCUGAUGAAAGCACCAUCAGCUGGGGUCCGUCCCCGACCUUCGGCGAGCUGGGCUAUGGUGACAACAAGCCCAAGUCAUCCACCACUGCGCAGGAGGUGAAGACCUUGGAUGGGAUUUAUGUGGAGCAGGUAGUGAUGGGGUACUCUCACACGCUGGGCAUCGCCAGGCAGGAGACGGAGGCGGAGCGGGAAAAGCUCAAGAAGCUGCCAGAGUACAACCCCCGCAUGCUCUGAUUGGCUGCCGGCCCUUAAACUCCCACCCACUCCCCUCCUCGCAGAGUAUUCUCCAUUACGGAAUACUCUGUCUCACAGUAUCACCAGUUUGUCACAGUAAGGGUUACGGGUGGGGGGCCCUAUAGUGGUGAGACUCAGACAUUUCAUCGUGGAAAAAAAUGUUUAAAAAAAAAAAUUUAAAAAAAAAACAUUCUCUCCUCAAAUUGGACCAUCUCCUGUGAAAGUGGGGCUGGCGAGACCGAGCACCCCCCCCC